Dreissena polymorpha is the source of this 1265-nucleotide messenger RNA. Its product is annotated as eukaryotic translation initiation factor 3 subunit D-like. Gene Ontology annotation, molecular function: translation initiation factor activity. The record is from RefSeq and is a predicted model, not a curated record. The transcript has 10 exons. Gene Ontology annotation, biological process: translational initiation. Lineage: Eukaryota; Metazoa; Mollusca; Bivalvia; Myida; Dreissenidae. Bases 90 to 1265 code for a protein of 391 amino acids. Gene Ontology annotation, cellular component: cytoplasm; eukaryotic translation initiation factor 3 complex.
UACCAGUACUUUUAAUCGAACAAACAAAUAAGCCAUUACCGGCUACGCCAUUUUGUUUCUGGUCACGUUGUUCAAAUUUCUGUAGCAAUAUGGCCCAUUUUGAACCUCCUGUUAUACAAGAAAAUGAAGAUGGCUGGGGUCCAUGUGCGGUUCCAAUUAAAUUCAAGGAUAUGCCUUAUCAGCCAUUCGCUAAAGGAGAUCGACUUGGAAAGGUGUCUGACUGGACUGGUGCUACAUACCAAGAUAAGAGACACUUAGGAAAAUACCAGUCCGCGUUUGGUGGUGGAGCCAGUCAGUAUGCAUACUACCACGAGGAAGACGAGAGUUCUUUCCAGCUGGUUGAUACACAAAAGAUACAGAAACCAGCCUACACACGUGGGCGCAGAAUGUUCCAACAGAACAAGCAGCGUCGUGAGCGUGAACGUAAACAACAGCUUGCGCAGGCCAACAACAUGCAGGUGCUGUCAAAGACACAGAAGAGCAGAGAACGGGAUCGUCAGCGGCUGUACAAGAAAUGGCAGAAACAGUUUGGGCGCUCCAUGCAGGAGAACAGACAGAAGAACCCAUUAAAGCACCGGGAAGCCUCAGUGACGGUGCGCCCUAACUGGGAGGUUGUGGAGGAGCUGGACUUCCCGCGUAUGUCCAAACUCACCCUGCCGGACAUUGCAGAGGGCGAGGACCUGCUGAAAUGUGGCAGCAUGGAGUAUUAUGAUAAGACGUACGACCGAGUGACAACGAAGAAUGAGAAACCCUUAAAGAGGAUCAACCGAAUCUUCCACAAAGUCACCACAACAGACGAUCCCAUGAUCAGACAGCUGGCCAAGUCUACGGGCAACGUGUUUGCCACAGAUGCCAUCCUGGCCACUCUGAUGUGCUGUACACGCUCAGUAUACUCCUGGGACAUCAUCGUGCAACGGGUCGGCAAAAAGCUUUUCUUUGACAAACGAGACGACUCAGAGUUUGACCUCCUUACAGUCAGCGAGACGGCCGUCGAGCCUCCCCAGGACGAUACGGGCAGCAUCAACUCACCACGGAAUCUUGCCCUGGAGGCCACCUUUAUCAACCAUAAUUUCUCUCAACAAGUCUUGAAAAUGGGGGAGGAGAAGUACGCGUUUGACAAGCCAAACCCUUUCAUCCAAGAAGACGAACAGAGUCAAGUGGCUUCUGUAGGUUACAGGUACGUGUUAAUUGUAUUUAGAAAACUGCUUAUAUGCACUGAACUAAUUUGUUUACAUGCAAAAAAGAUGACUAUUUCUACUGAGUGA